Messenger RNA from Ceutorhynchus assimilis (cabbage seed weevil), 225 nucleotides. The record is from the annotation of a GenBank genome assembly. Lineage: Eukaryota; Metazoa; Arthropoda; Insecta; Coleoptera; Curculionidae.
AUGAAUGAUCCUGAUGGCAAAAACCGUUGGGACAGUCCCUGUUUUACCCCAGAGUCGAUUCUAGACCCCACUCCGAUUUUUUUGAGCCUUUUCAAAAAGGCUCCUCCAAAACCGAAUCAGGCAACAGAAAAUCCACCACUGAGCUCAACGAAUUUUUUGUACGACUUGGACAGUAUGACUGAAACUGUCACAGAUGAGCUUAUAAAAGCUAAAAAGAGCGGAUAG